AUGGUCGAGUCGGCGCCGGAAGGACCCGCUACUUGGCUUCAUGCUACAGACCACCAGCUUCCCGCCAAACCAAGUUUUGAUGAGGCUGCCUAUUUGAUUCGUCGUUAUAUAAUGGCAACCAAUUGUGUGCUUGAUCUCUUUGACGAGAGCGACCUCCUGGACAAUCUUGCAAGUUGGCUUGACAGCGAGUCAGCCCCCACAUCUAUUCUGAGUGCAAUAUACUACCUGGUGUUCGCUAUUGGGGCGCAGACAUGUCCAGAGGAUAAAGACGCACUGGCCAGCGCCUACUUUGAUUAUGGUCGGUAUCUUACGGCAUCAUACUUUAUGGAGGACCCCAGUAUUCCAACUGUGCAAGCAUACGCCAUGAUUACCAUGUACUUGCUUGGAGCAUCUCGAAGAAAUGCUGCUUUCAUGUAUCUCGGGACAGCUGUUCGUGCUGCUUAUGCUCUCGGGUUACACCGAUCUGACAUCGCUGGGCUUUUCACUCCCGCAGAGAUCCAAACUCGGGAGAGGCUCUGGAAGGUCAUGCGCAUCCUAGACCUCUUUAUGAGUGCCUCGUUGGGAAGGCCUCCGUCAACCGAAGAAACACGAAAUACCGAGCUAGACGAAAAUUACUCCGCCUCAGUAGACCUAUGCGCCAUCUUCGAAAAGAUCUUGACCGAUAUUUACGCAAAGCGAAUGAUCUCCACCGAGACUCUCCAGAAAAUCAGCCAACACCAUCGUCGAUGGACAGUUCGCUUUCACGGUGGUCUUGAUACAGACCGGGUAAAAGACGAGGAAUUUCUCGAGGGCCGUCUGCCUAAUGUUGGCCUAAUACACGUCAAGGAGGCGUACUACUGGACGAUCAUACUCCUUACACGGCCAUUCUUCGUGGAUUAUAUUUCCAGUCACAUUGCACUAAAGGCACAGAACCGGGGUGAUGGAGCGAGAAGUCCUGAUCCUCUCAAAUCUUCUCACCGAGUCUUGGUUCAUGCAUGCGUCAACUCUGCAAUGAGCACAGUGAACCUGCUUAGAAAAUUGCUUGGAUUUGAGGGGAUACCGAAGAGACUUCCUUUUGUCGUCAAUUCCCUCUUUGUCUCGGGUCUCAUACUAGGGCUAUCUUACUUCGGUGACUUAUACAAGACAUAUUCUCUAGAUGACAGUCUUGGUACCGCACUGAAACUCCUUGCGCUCUUUCCCCAUGAUGCCGUCGCAAAGAGGAAUUUGGCGAUUCUUCAAUCGCUACUAGAUGCCUGCAAUACUUAUGUCAGGCGGGAAGCAAAGGAGAACAUGGCAAUACAUUCUCAACUGGUGAGUGGUAUGUUUGGGCAAAUUCACGGGGAGGAUGACAUGGAAGAUUCGGUUACGACAAAUACUCCGCAGGAAGGUCCAUCGCAUCUCGACAGUGUCGCAGACCUCCUCAGGCGACCAGAUGAGUUCAACUAUAUUGGGUCACACAGCGCCAUGGAUCAGGGACCGACUGGUGUAUCCACCAGUGGCAACAGCGAAACCAUUGGAUUAAAUACGCUAGAUCGUGCAGAAACCAACAUGCUCAAUCUAGAUUCGAUAGUUGGUCUUCCGGCAUUCCAGGACGACUUCUCCAUGCUACCAGGCUCCAUGCUACCAGCCAUGUCUCCGAGGACGUUAUGGUUCGGCUCCUACGAAGAAAAUGUGCCGCUGUUCUCGACGAUCGACGCCCGAAAUUUUCUGGAAUAG
Messenger RNA from Cladophialophora psammophila CBS 110553, 1695 nucleotides. RefSeq lists its product as uncharacterized. The transcript has a single exon. NCBI's taxonomy places the organism in Eukaryota, Fungi, Ascomycota, Eurotiomycetes, Chaetothyriales, Herpotrichiellaceae. The record is from RefSeq and is a predicted model, not a curated record. Gene Ontology annotation, cellular component: nucleus. Bases 1 to 1695 code for a protein of 564 amino acids. Gene Ontology annotation, molecular function: zinc ion binding; DNA-binding transcription factor activity, RNA polymerase II-specific; RNA polymerase II cis-regulatory region sequence-specific DNA binding. Gene Ontology annotation, biological process: positive regulation of transcription from RNA polymerase II promoter by galactose; DNA-templated transcription.